Molecule: messenger RNA, 391 nt
Organism: Dracunculus medinensis (Guinea worm)
Lineage: Eukaryota; Metazoa; Nematoda; Chromadorea; Rhabditida; Dracunculidae
Source: the annotation of a GenBank genome assembly
UAAUUAUUUCGUCCUUAAAUAGUAUAGUACAGAGGGAUAUGAAGUUCCUAGCUGCUUAUUCUUCUGUGGAUCAUAUGAGAAUAUUUUUGAUGGUUUAAUACUGUAUUAUAGGCAAAGGUGCUGGGGCUUUGAUGCAGGUCUUGGUUUUAAUUUUGUUAGUUUGUUUUAUUUGGUUGGUUUGCAGAUAUAUGGUUUAUUAUUUUACUGGUUUUUUUGGGAAAGAGUUGCUUUUUGUCUUUUUUUAUAUUUGGUUUUUAUAUCUAAUAUAGGGGUUCCUCCUUCUUUGUCUUUUUUUUCUGAGUUUUUGGCUGUUGGUUCUAUGUAUUAUGGUUUUUUGUUGGGUUUUGUUGUUUUGGGUUAUUGGUUUGAUAGGUUUUUCUUUUUGCAUUGA